GGCUGUCCUGCACCUAAGGCAGGAAGAUGGUGGCCGCAAAGAAGAGGAAAAAGUCUCUGGAGUCGAUCAACUCUAGGCUCCAACUUGUUAUGAAAAGUGGCAAGUACGUGCUGGGGUACAAACAGACUCUGAAGAUGAUCAGACAGGGCAAAGCGAAAUUGGUUAUUCUCGCCAACAACUGUCCAGCUUUGAGGAAAUCUGAAAUAGAAUACUAUGCCAUGUUGGCUAAAACUGGUGUUCAUCACUACAGUGGCAAUAACAUUGAAUUGGGCACAGCAUGUGGAAAAUACUACAGAGUAUGCACACUGGCUAUCAUUGACCCAGGUGAUUCUGAUAUUAUUAGAAGCAUGCCAGAACAGACUAGUGAAAAGUAAACCAGGAAAGUUUUUCUUUAAUAAAACUUUACCAGAGCUCCUUUAAA
Peromyscus eremicus (cactus mouse) is the source of this 421-nucleotide messenger RNA. Its product is annotated as large ribosomal subunit protein eL30-like. The coding region runs from base 27 to 374 and encodes 115 amino acids. The record is from RefSeq and is a predicted model, not a curated record. NCBI's taxonomy places the organism in Eukaryota, Metazoa, Chordata, Mammalia, Rodentia, Cricetidae. Gene Ontology annotation, molecular function: structural constituent of ribosome; RNA binding. The transcript has a single exon. Gene Ontology annotation, cellular component: cytosolic large ribosomal subunit.